Messenger RNA from Amyelois transitella, 6575 nucleotides. RefSeq names its product vesicle-associated membrane protein-associated protein B/C (gene Vap33). The transcript is spliced from 8 exons. NCBI's taxonomy places the organism in Eukaryota, Metazoa, Arthropoda, Insecta, Lepidoptera, Pyralidae. Bases 144 to 971 code for a protein of 275 amino acids. Gene Ontology annotation, biological process: endoplasmic reticulum membrane organization. The record is from RefSeq and is a predicted model, not a curated record. Gene Ontology annotation, cellular component: endoplasmic reticulum membrane; plasma membrane. Gene Ontology annotation, molecular function: FFAT motif binding.
UAGAAAGAAAAGGAACGCGCAUGCGCUAUGCGCAUGUCGAAUUCGUCAUUCAUCGUUCGCUUUGGCCGACAUCGUGCAACUUAAAUUUUUCUCAAUCUACAAAUUUUUCCAACGAGAUAUUACAUCAAUUAUAAAAAUACAAAAUGCCCAACCAGGUAUUAACUAUAGAGCCCCAAAAUGAACUAAAGUUUAAAGUUGAUUCUGCAGGAUUAUUCGAGCAGGGGUACACUACCUACAUGCGACUCAUUAACCCCUCCAGUGACACAGUAUUGUUUAAGAUUAAGACUACUGCACCAAAGAAAUACUGUGUACGUCCCAAUUCUGGAGUGCUGGAGCCUAAUUCGAAAGUUGAAAUAGCAAUUACUCCACAGCCAGUGUAUGUCGACCCCAAUGAGAAAAAUAAACACAAGUUCAUGGUGCAAAGUGUUAUUGCACCAGAAGGAAAAACCAAUAUAGAUCAAGUGUGGAAGGAGAUAAGUCCAGAUCAGCUCAUGGAUUACAAGCUGAAAUGUGUAUUUGAAACACCUCGUGGCACUAAUCUCAAUGACGCUGGCGACAAUGCCGCCCAAAAUGAUGUGACCAAAAAGAGAGUCGCCGUCGCGGAAUCCUCAACAAAGGAUGCUGUAGAGGGUCUUAACCAGGAGGCAAAGAGGAGAGAUGAUGACCACACGUCGGGGUUAUCCGGGAAAUCUACGACCCUUCCUACAUCUGAGAACGUGGAAAGCGAUCUGCAAAAAGCAUCGUUAGAAGUUAUUCUUUUGAGGGAGGAAGAGAGCAAGUUAAGACAAGAGAAUUUGCAGUUAAAAGAGGAGCUGUUACGCCUGCACCAAAGCGCAAGCGGCGACGGGCGCGUGACCCGCACUCACUCGUUCGAGCCCGAGAAGACGGCCCAGGGCGCGUCCAUGCCUUGGAUGGUCACAGCCCUAGUCAUGGCCUUCAUAGGCAUCAUCAUCGGAAAGUUCCUCAUGUGAAUGGUCUCUCUGACACGCGCGGUGAACCCUCACCUCGUACACACCGCUGUUAUACCACUCCCCUACCAACAGCACAAGGCUUAACGUUUCGAUAUGACUCAAAUAUUCUGUCGUGCACUUGUGUUCAUGAUCUGACUGCACUCUGUCAGGUUUCAAGGCGUUUAAGUUUCUAUUCUUUCAAUUCUGAAGCGCUUUUCUUUUACAUACAUAUACGUCACGUCUAUAUCCCUUGCGGGGUAGACAAAGCUAACAGUCUUCAAAAGACUGAUAGGCCAUAUUCAGCUUUUUGGUUUGAUGAUAGAAUUGAGAUUCAAAUAGUGACAGGUUGCUAGCCCAUCGCCUUAAAGAAGAAUCCUAUCCUUUAUAAGGUUUUGUUUUCUUUUGUUUAAAUAUAAACUCUUAUACUACUACUCUUACUCUACUAUACAUGAUAUCAAAACUUGCUUAUUCAAUAUAUACUAUCAACGUCAAGUAAGUUAUUUUUUAUGUAAACUGAUUUAUCCGAAUGGUAGAUAUAUAUGUAUGUAAAAGUGAAAUGUACAAACAUUUAAUUUCUUUGCAUUUUAUGAAAUGUUUUAGAUUUCUUCACACUGAAAUAGUAACAGACAAUAAAUAUAUGAAAAAUACACCAAACAAAUACUACCUACCUUCACGUUGUGUAAAACAUUUAAGAAUUGCAAUUAAGACUUGUUCACAAUAAUACAAUACCAGGAGGCAAUAAUAUAAAUUAAUUAUUAACCUGUCUUUGCCAAUCUUUCGCACAUUAUUAGCAUCCCCAUGUUUGGGGUCAACACUGAAAUAGUAUAUUAUUUUUGAUUUAACCCUUACUUAAAAUAUUUGAUUAUGCAAAUACUUUGCCUACUGUAUAAAUAAGAAGCUCGAGUUAAAAAGUAUAUGAAUCAGGCGAAUAGCUAAUCUUAUAUCGUGAGACACAGACACUAAUAAUAGACAAAACCUCAUACAAUCUGUGAAAAUUGUUAUUUGGUUAAUUGUUAGCGAAAUCUAUGUUCACUCUUUGACAUGGAUCGGGAUCGAUUCUCAGUUGACAUUACAAAUGUCAACUGAGAAUCGAUCCCGGGACAUCUGAAGUGAUAAAGACUAGGCCAUAGGAAAACUGGAGUGAUUAAAACUAAACCAUCGGAAAUCUGGAUUGAUUCAACUACUAGGCCUAUAACUAGGCCAUGGAAGUAGUCUGAAGUAGGCCCAAUAUUUGACUCGUACAAGUACCUACUCGAAGUUUUUCACUCGUUCUAUUGGUAUGAAAUACAAUGUAUAGAAUAGCCUUGGACAGAAAUACGAAAUACCAGUAUGAACCUGAAUACUUAUUUAGAUUUCGAAGUGAAAUAAAGUAUAGCAUACCGAGUUAUUCAAGACGCCACUGGUAGGAACGCCAAGGUCUAUUUACGGCAUAGAAGUAACUUUUGGAGAUCCUACGUAUUAAAAAAAUCAAAUCAGAUAGAUACACGACGUAACGUUCGCUCUGGAUUAAGGAUAUUGGGAACACUUGCAUACAUUAACUAAAUGAAAACAAGGAGGCCCUUAUUUUGACCUAAAGGCAGGCUUAUGUUCGAUCGAUUAUAUUCACUAAUAACCAAGUCGAAUAUACUCCUGCUGUUUGGGUUCAACCACACAUCAGACCUUGAGUGCUGAGUUUUUUUUAGACUGAAAUGUUAACAUUACAUUUGAUUUGACAAGAGCCCUGACGGAAUAGAAAGAAGCUUAUGCCAUACAUAUGCUAAGCUAUGAAUGAGUAUCUCAAAUCGAACCAUACGUUUUUGACAUUGAAGCAAGAUGAAAAUGCGGAAACGACAAUCGGUAAGGUUUAUUUAGAACACAUUACUCAGGACUAAUUAUUGGACGUGUUGUAAAUGCCUUAAGAUUACACUAAAAAUUAAAGAAAAGUAUUCGGAUGGGAAUUUCAUAGUGCACACUCAAUUAUUAUUUACAUACAUACAUACAUAAACUCACGCCUCUUUCCCGGAGGGGUAGGCAGAGACUACCUCUUUCCACUUGCCACGAUCCCUGCAUACUUCCUUUGCUUCAUCCACAUUCAUAACUCUCUUCAUGCAAGCUCGGCGGUUUCGGGCACUUUUGACCUGACCCUUCACCAGGACGUCCUUAAUUUGAUCAAGAUAUGUUCGUUCAAUUAUUAUUUUAAGUACGUAAAAUUAAAAACUUAAGUUUACUUAAAAAAUCAUCAAAUGCCAACCCUUCUUAAAUAUCUAUGCACAUGCAUCAUAUAACUGGCCUUGAGAAAUUAACCGAGUUAAUACGAGUGUCGUAAACACAAACGAAGUCAGGUGCAAACGCUGUUAAUAAUCAAAUCUGAUACAUACUUGAAUACUUUUUAACUCUAGUAAUAAUUAGGUAUUAGGUCGUCAACUUCGUGUCUUAUAUCUGCAAUCAGGAAUGCAAAAAAAUUGUAAGCGUUACCCGCCCAUCUACCUACGUCCAUUGUUACACUUCCCUCCCUCUUUCCUUUCCCACUUAUGUUUAGAAUAAAAGUGCACGAAGAUGACGGACUAGUUAUUUUACAAACCGUUAUGUUAUUAGGUCACAUCGCAGUCAAAUAUCAAAGUGGUUUGGUAUUUUUAUAGUUAUUGUAAAUCACCCAUAAUCAUGUUUAAAACUUUGUAUAAAGGUUCGAAUCAAAAAUGCAUUACAUAACAAUUUAUGAAAACUAAUUUAGAGCUAAAUGCUCUUUAACCUUUUAUGUCGUUCACAAAUUUUAAAAUAUAUUAACUAUAGAAUUACACAAAUCUGAUGGCAAAAACAUAUAAUUUGAGUAGAUGACGAGUAUAAUAAAUUUAAGUAAUGUAAAUACUGUAUCUAUUGAUCGGUAUCUGUAAUUUCUUAUUAUAAUUAAUAUUAAACGUUUUGGCAUCUAUGAGCACUCAUUUGAAAUCAUGAAACAGAAAAGUGCUUGGUCUGUUUUUAAGAUAUUUAACACAAAUAUUCCGAGACGCAAUAUAGAUAAAAUUUCUAAGAGAGGAAAGCAGGCUGACAGGUUGCUUACUAAGAUUAGUAAUUUAUAUGACCGAGGAACCUUUGUGAAUUAAAACUAAGACCUCGGGACCUGUGCAACUGUUCAUCAUUUCUCAUAAAUAAGUAACAAAAUCGUUGUUCUCUAUAGCAAAAGCAAUUGAUGCCCCAGUUUUAUAAACAGAUUUUUGGAAAAAUUAAGCUUAAUCAUUUGUCUUAACAUCAUGUUACAUUGAAGCUAGCCACACAAGAAAUGUAAUAUUUGUUUCAAAUGAGUGCUCGUAUUAUGUGUACGACUCUAUAUUGCAAUACAAUUUAAGUAAAAAAUUACAGAUUUAAAAGUACGCUUGCCAUGUUAAUGGGGGAAAGGGAGUGGUAAAUUUUAGUAACUCGUUUAUAUGUUAAUUUCAUAAAAAUGUAUUAUAUUUCCUUUUUCAAUGCAAUUCGUUAAACUUGAGUAUUGAGUGCUUAUUAAGUAGGUAUUCGUAUUCUUAUUGUCCGUGCCUUCACGUCACCGCUUACUGGCCGCCACAGUUCGUGUAAUAUACCAAUUCUACAUAAUUGCAUUGAUGUCAUUUUAAAAAUUAGUGAUACGUGUUGAGUGUAGUUUAUCGCGCCGGCCGCGAUUUAAUUCUUUUCCUGAAACAUUAUUAAUAUUUGAUCGAAUUGGUAUAUUAGCGACGUUCAACAACGAAUCUUUUGUUCUGACAAUAUUGAUUGACACAAUAGUGCCCCAUAGAGGCCAUGGUUUAUCACAGGAAUGAUUUAGCUAUGGCUUUACCUAGCUUAUUUAUAACAUUAUUAAUUAUACACUCAAUUCAUGCAUAUAAAACAUGUAGCGGAAUGAAUAAUUUAUAAACAUUGAGGUUGGUUCGAAGCUCGGGUAGCUUCGAUCUUAUAUCUACGAAUAAGAUUGCCUAUAGUGUUGUGGCCAGUUAUAAAACUACCACCUCCCAUAUAGUAACACCCAGGCUAUUUUAGUUAAUUCCUUUUAGACUACCAGUUGUUGAAUAUUUUGAAAUUCCAAUAGAAACACCUGACAAAGAAGUUAAUGGUAAAUAAGGUCAUGUUCUUGUUAUAUUCACAAACAUCGAUCUGUAGCAAUCUUAUGACUUAAGUAUUAAUGAGACCGCGUGUCAUACAAUUCAUACAUUACUCGUUAGCGGCUUUAACAUCCGUGGUUCGUAGCAGCUUUAAUAGAAGAGUCGGUAAAAUUAAAAGAUUUCAGUUAUUGCAUUUUAUCUAAUGUUAUUUUAAUUUCAUUUUAUAAAAUGGUGGUUUGGUUUUUAUGUUUUAUACCGGAAGGGCGAUUCAGUAUGUGAUGCCAAGAGUGCCGGUAGCAUUUUAGUGAACUUGCUAGAAAAUUGCUUUUUUUUAACAAUUAGUGACAUUCUGUCAUUGUAUGUGUAUUCAUUUCGCUAUUGGCACUUGGUCCCGAAACGCCAGGAUGACUAUGUUAAGCACUGGGUCAUAUACAGAGACGAUGGUGAGAGAAACCAUAAUUCGACGGAGCUAGUACUGUUUAAGAAUCAUGUUAUGUUUAAAAUGUACGUUCAAAUUUAAUCUCGUCGGGACCAGAUUGGUGGCAUAAAUUUUUGGUGUUGUUUCGUAACGUAGUUAAUUAUUAUUGACUUUUUUAAAACAUAGUUCCUAUACCUCUAAAAGUCCGCCCGUUUGCAUUAGUUUGGCCACGCUGGGAUUGCGAGAUAAAUUUGAACAGUAUACAAGAGGCAUCAUAGACGAUUUUUGCAUUAAUUUGAAUAACGUUAAUAAAAGCUUACCUAAUAUUGGUGAUAAAUAAAUAUUUUUUAUUAAGAUAAAUGUAUGCUGUCAGUUUUUUUAAUCAGUUCCUUUGUACAAUCCCGUAUACACUUUUUAAGAUUUAUGGAUUUUUUUUACAAAUUAGAUUUACUAAAUUCAAAAUCGCCAUGCCCUGGGACAAUUUAUUUUGAGAUUGAAGGAUGUGUAAAUAGUAACUAUGUAUCAGACUUUUUGGUUUAAAUAAUAAAUAUUUUCCUUGCUUGCUGCAAUAUAUUAUGUUAUCAAAGAGGUGGAACUAAAUACCGAUAAGGUUAAAUUGCAAUAUAUUUCGUAUCAUGUUGAAAAGGUCCAGGAAUUUACAAAUAACUCAUUGUAAACCUUUCGUGUUAGUUCCUUAAAAAUCGUCUAUGUUUAUCUCGCAGCCAUUGCCUAAAUGUAGGUACAUUCAUUAUGUGGCAGUAAAGACGUGCUUUCUUCAAGGGUGUUGUGUGUACUUGCUCUCGCCUCAGUCGAAAAUUUUAUCUCGCGUCCCUAAAUUGUAACCAAGUUUGUAGCAUUAUCGGGAUUGUUACCAACCGUUAUGUCAUUAAUAAUCUUGGUUUUUAUCGAAUAAGAAUCAUCCAUAAUCCUUAUGUAUUGUCAUGAUUGUAUUAUAAAUAAUUACUGCUUUUCGUCAUCUUGUAUAAUCUUAUUUUGAAGGAGGAUAUUGUAUUGAUGUAAUUAAUGACAUUUGCGUAUUGGUAGCUUUUUUUAUUAACAAUAGAGAACCAUUUAAAUUAAAAUUCCCUUACGGUAUUGUUGUUAUAUUAAACUAUGCUAUAUUGUAUCGUUUUCUGAAAUAAAAGACUUAAUUUAUGACUA